AUGACAGGGCUCCGGGUCCUGACACUGCUGCUGCCUGCCCUGCUGGGCUGGGCCAGCUGCCACCCUGUCCCCGGGAGGAAGAACUUCAACAAGCUGCUGCUGAUCUCCUUCGAUGGCUUCCGCUGGAACUACGACCAGGAUGUGGACACCCCCAACAUGGACCGCCUGGCCCGGGAGGGCGUGAAGGCCAAGUACCUAACACCACCCUUUGUGACAAUGACCUCCCCAUCCCACUUCACCACCAUCUCCGGUCGCUGGAUUGAAGAUCACGGAGUCAUUCACAACAUGAUGUUUAAUACAGAGACACAAUGGAAGUUCUCCCACAAAACGACACAGAACAAGACUGAGUGGUGGGACAAUGGUGUUCUCCCCCUCUGGAUCACAGCCCAGAGACAGGGGAAGAAGACAGCAUCAUUCCACUAUCCUGGAGGAGGUGUGAAGUACAAAGGGGAGGCUGUCCAGCGGUCCCUGGUGGAGUCUUACACUCACCCAGACAGCAACGAGACAGAGUGGAGGGAGAACAUCGAUAUUGUCAUGAGCUGGUUCACUAAGGAAGACUUUGACUUUGUGACUCUAUACUAUGGAGAGCCAGAUAACAUGGGACACAAAUUUGGGCCUGAGACGGAGAACAGAAGGGUGAUUAUUCAGCAAAUCGACAGAACCAUCGGGUACCUGGUGGAAGCCAUUGAGAGACACAGUUUGACCGACCACCUCAAUGUCAUCAUCACAUCAGACCAUGGCAUGACCACAGUAAAAAAGAAGCCCAACGUCACUGAGAUCCUCUUGACUAACUACAUCAAGUUCAGGGACUUGGUCAAGUUUGAUAUCGUGGACUAUGGUGGCAUGGGGAUGCUCCUGCCCAAACCAGGGCAAGAGGAAGCCGUUUACCAAGCACUGAAGAAUGCACACCCUCACCUCAAUGUGUACAAGAAGGAGGAAUUCCCAGAACGCUUCCAUUUUGCUAAACACAAGCGGGUCCUGCCUAUCGUGAUGUAUGCCGACUCUGGUUAUAACAUCAAUGGGCGAUUUAUAAUAUAUUUCAACAAAGGAGAUCAUGGCUUUGAUAAUGCCGACAUGGACAUGAAGACCAUAUUCAGAGCUUUUGGGCCAGAUUUCAAGAAGAAUCACCUAGCUGAGCCUUUUGACAGCAUCCACAUCUACCCACUCAUGUGUAAGCUCCUGGGGGUUACCCCUGAACCCCACAAUGGCUCCCUGGCAGUCACCCAGGAAAUGCUUGUGGACUCUUAUGACCAGCAGCCAGGUCUGAGAACCUACGUAUCCUCGCCCAUUAACCGCGCCACCUACCCAACCACCCGGAGCCGCGAACCCGCACCUUGA
This is a messenger RNA of Callorhinus ursinus (northern fur seal), 1338 nucleotides long. The record is from RefSeq and is a predicted model, not a curated record. NCBI's taxonomy places the organism in Eukaryota, Metazoa, Chordata, Mammalia, Carnivora, Otariidae.